Molecule: messenger RNA, 1097 nt
Organism: Physella acuta
Lineage: Eukaryota; Metazoa; Mollusca; Gastropoda; Physidae
Source: RefSeq, a predicted model, not a curated record
AUGCCCAGCAAUAUGUUCUUUUUGUUCUUUUUCUUCGUAAUACUGGCAUCCAUUGAAGCAGGAGCUGGCAUCAGUUUACUGGCCACACCAGGGACGCUUGUCAUUGGGUUAACGAAGACCCUAGAGGUCAAAUGUCAAACCACGACGGACGGUAACUCCAGCUUCGCUAGUUUAAUCUCGCUCAUCGUCUCUAGAAAAUCUGGCAACAGCACGGUCUCCAAGGAACUCUGCACCAUCAACGUUUUCAAUCAGAACGGUCAGGCAGUCGAUGUCUCUGAUGAAAACAUCACGGUUUCGGGGAAAAUUGGCAACAACGGUGUGUCAUACUUGAGUCUGGUUUGGGAAAACCCGGACUUUUCUCAAGCUGGGGAAUACAAAUGUGAAGGCAACGGCGUUGACGCCAUGGGACAUCCGGUUUUAAGUAACACCACAACUAUGGUGACCUCUAGCAUCGCGGAUGACGACACAGUGACCAACCAUGUCCAGAAUUUGACCUCUAAAAUCGACCACUUAACAAGUUUAGUCGAGGAGAUUUUAGCUAAGCAAGACGCGACUAAAACUAAGCUUGAAGUUAUAAAGAAUACAGUUUUUAAAAUCUCCUCGCUGUAUCACGGCAGUCGCUACCUGCUUUCCCCACUUCUGAACACAAUCAUCGACAAACACGCCUCAGCCAUGUGUCAGCUCUUUAACGGCUACCUCGCGGAGAUUGACUCCAGCUCAGAGUUCCAGUUUGUGGUAGACUUCGUUUACUCCGACCCUCGAUACAGCGGCGUGUUGCUAGGGGCAACGGACGAGCACCAGGAGGAUGUCUGGGUUAACAGGCACAGCCAGACCCCCGCGGGUUACCUCCACUGGGCCCCAGGGUCACCGAAAUUCUCCCGCCUACAGAACUGCUUGUACCUGUGGUACUACGGCCGGACCAUGAUUGACGGUAUGUGUGAGUAUGUGCCGCAUGAUUUCUCUUCAACCUACGGGUACCUGUGUGAGGUGCAGGAGUAGCUCUUCACAUUUACAUACCUUCAGUAGAAUUGUUUCUUUAUAUACAAUAUAGAAAAUAAUUUUUAAAAGUAAAAAUAAAACAGUUAUUUUAAUUAUUC